AUGCCACGAAAGGCACUUGACUCGCGCAUUCCGGCGCUGAUUCGCAAUGGAAUCCAGGAAAAGAAAAGAAGUUUCUUCGUUGUGGUCGGAGACCGGGCCAAAGAUGUUAUUGUUCACCUUCAUUAUAUCAUGUCGAGCGUCGACGUAAAACAGAAUAAAUCGGUGCUAUGGGCAUAUAAAAAGGACCUACUCGGCUUCACAACCCAUCGCAAGAAGAGAGAGACGAAGAUAAAGAAAGAAAUAAAGAGAGGAAUACGCGAUCCGAAUACCGAUGACCCCUUUGAACUUUUUAUAACUCUUAACCAGAUCCGAUAUGUGUAUUACAAGGAGACGGAAAAGAUUCUGGGAAAUACAUACGGAAUGUGUAUACUACAGGAUUUUGAAGCCUUGACGCCAAAUUUGCUUGCACGGACAGUGGAGACAGUUGAGGGUGGUGGCAUCGUCAUCCUUCUUUUGAAAGGUAUGAAGAGCUUGAAACAAUUGUACACGCUAUCCAUGGACAUACACUCGAGAUACCGGACGGAGGCUCAUGAUGAUGUUGUGGCACGAUUCAAUGAGCGUUUUAUCUUGUCCCUGGGCAGCUGCAACACAUGUCUUGUGGUUGAUGAUGAAUUAAAUGUACUUCCUAUAUCUGGAGGAAAGGCAGUCGCGCCGCUACCACCUGUUGAUCCCGAAGAGGAAGCCAACUCUUCUAGCAAAAAGGAGCUACAGUCCAUAAAGACGGAACUAGAAGACACACAGCCAGUAGGAGCAUUGGUGAAACUGGCCAAAACUGUCGACCAGGCGAAGGCACUCCUCACAUUUGUGGACGCUAUCGCGGAAAAAACGUUGCGCAGUACCGUCACCUUAACUGCUGCUCGUGGACGUGGAAAAUCAGCAGCUCUCGGCGUGGCCAUUUCCGCUGCCAUUGCACAUGGCUAUAGUAAUAUUUUCAUUACUUCUCCAAGCCCGGAGAAUUUGAAGACUCUCUUCGAGUUCGUAUUCAAGGGCUUCGAUGAAUUGGGUUACCUUGAUCACGUUGACUACACUAUCCUUCAGUCAACUAAUCCAGAUUUCAACAAAGCAAUUGUUAGGGUCAAUGUUCAUCGGCAACACAGACAAACAAUACAAUAUAUACAACCUCAGGAUGCGUUUGCCUUAGGACAAGCCGAACUUUUGGUCAUUGACGAGGCCGCAGCAAUCCCCUUGCCAUUAGUACGAAAGCUAAUGGGGCCUUACCUUGUGUUUAUGGCCUCAACGAUCAAUGGUUACGAAGGCACUGGGCGAUCUCUUUCUCUGAAGCUGAUACAACAACUGCGAGAACAGUCAAGAGGAGGGGCUAAAUUGAACGGUGCCGACGAUACCGACAUCACUGACCGAUCCACUGGAAAGGCAGCAAGGAAAGAUGGAGGUUCUCAUCCGGGAGGUAGAACUCUACGCGAGAUAACUUUGUCAGAGCCAAUUCGAUAUACCCAAGGAGACUCCGUCGAAAAAUGGCUUAACAAACUCCUGUGCCUUGACGCGACUCUGCCAAAAUCUAAAUUGAAUACCCAGGGAUGCCCGCAUCCAUCUCAAUGCCAAUUGCUUCAUGUUAACCGUGAUACCCUCUUUUCUUUCCACCCAGUCUCCGAAAAAUUCCUCCACCAGAUGAUGGCUUUAUAUGUUGCUAGUCAUUACAAGAAUUCUCCAAAUGACCUUCAACUCAUGAGCGAUGCGCCGGCUCACCAGCUUUAUGUUUUGGUACCACCUGUCGAUGAGAAUGCAACAAAGCUCCCUGAGCCAUUAUGUGUCAUUCAGAUUGCUUUAGAAGGCCAGAUAAGUAAGCAAAGUGUAUUGAACAGCUUGAGCCGCGGCCAAAGAGCAGGUGGUGAUCUUAUUCCUUGGCUUGUCAGUCAGCAAUUUCAGGACGAGGAUUUUGCUGGUUUGUCUGGAGCGCGAAUCGUACGAAUUGCCACUAACCCGGACUACAUUGGGAUGGGAUAUGGCUCUCGUGCUUUGGAGCUACUUAUUGACUUCUUUGAGGGCAAGUUUGCUAGCUUAUCAGAGGACGAGAAUCCAGCCCCUGAGGAAAUGGUCCGUGUGACUGAUGCUGAAUUGGAGGAGUCUAAUCUUCUAGAUGAUAAUGUCCAUGUCAGGGAUAUCCAGUCAAUGCCUCCUCUUUUUGGAAAGCUCUCUGAACGACAACCCGGCUCCCUUGACUACGUUGGUGUGAGUUUUGGCCUGACACAGCCUCUACAUAAAUUCUGGAAAAGAUCUCAGUUCGCUCCUGUCUAUCUAAGACAAACACCUAACGAUCUUACUGGCGAGCACUCCUGUGUUAUGAUCCGUACUCUUUCUACUGGAUCUAAUGACGCUUCGUGGCUUGGAGCAUUUGUAUCAGAUUUCCAUAAACGUUUCCAAUCGCUAUUGUCAUACCAAUUCCGCGAAUUCCCAUCAGUCAUGUCCUUGAGCAUGAGCGAGUCUGCCACUACAAUCGCAAAAUCCGAUCCUUCGCUUAAGCCAUCUCCCGUCACGAAAGCAGACAUCGAUGCUAUCUUUUCUCCUUUUGAUCUUAAACGACUUGAUAGUUACGCGAACAACUUGUUAGACUAUCAUGUUAUUCUCGACUUGGUCCCCGCAAUUGCAUCACUCUACUUCUCCGGACGUUUAACUCCGGGGGCCAACCUCUCAGGUGUCCAACAAACUAUCCUUCUAGCCACUGGUCUACAGCGCAAGACCUUCGAUGAUGUGGAAAAGGAGCUCAAAGUUGCCGCAACCCAGCUUAUGGCGAUGUUUAUUAAGAUAAUGAGAAAAGUGUCCACACAUUUCCGCUCCGUUCUUGAAGGAGCCGUAGCAGACGCAAUGCUUACAACGAACAAAGCCAUAACUCAGAGGGAGAUAACCGAGGCUCAUGAUGAUAAGAUCGUUGAGGACCGCUUCCGUGCCCUUGAUGUUGACCUAGAAGACGAGCUGAAGGAGGGUGGACGAGAGGUUGAUGCUGCGCUACGGGAAAAGCAGAGAGCCUUAAUUGAUGCCCUCCCAUUGAACCAAUACGAGAUCGAACAUGGAGCUGUAGGUUGGGAAGAAGCUGAAAAGCAGAUCCGCACGUCGUCAUCCAAAGAUAGCAGCAUUAAGACAGUUAGUGUGAAAUCUUCCGCUAAACGGAAGGCUGGCGAAACUGCGAGAGACAUUUAUGAGAAGGAGAUUGGCAGCAAGGAGAGGAAGAAGGUAAAAAAGGGCACCGAGGGCCGGAGAAGGGACUGA
Nannizzia gypsea CBS 118893 is the source of this 3222-nucleotide messenger RNA. RefSeq names its product N-acetyltransferase 10. The transcript has 2 exons. Gene Ontology annotation, molecular function: ATP binding; 18S rRNA cytidine N-acetyltransferase activity; tRNA binding. The coding region runs from base 1 to 3222 and encodes 1073 amino acids. Gene Ontology annotation, biological process: rRNA acetylation involved in maturation of SSU-rRNA. Gene Ontology annotation, cellular component: 90S preribosome; nucleolus. Lineage: Eukaryota; Fungi; Ascomycota; Eurotiomycetes; Onygenales; Arthrodermataceae. The record is from RefSeq and is a predicted model, not a curated record.